Molecule: messenger RNA, 2292 nt
Organism: Trichoderma reesei QM6a
Lineage: Eukaryota; Fungi; Ascomycota; Sordariomycetes; Hypocreales; Hypocreaceae
Product: N-terminal binuclear Zn cluster-containing protein
Exons: 4
Coding region: 1-2292 (763 amino acids)
Biological process (GO): regulation of DNA-templated transcription; DNA-templated transcription
Cellular component (GO): nucleus
Molecular function (GO): DNA-binding transcription factor activity, RNA polymerase II-specific; zinc ion binding; DNA binding
Source: RefSeq, a predicted model, not a curated record
AUGGACUUGGACUUGAACUCCCGAAAUUCCGGAUCCUUGACAAAGAAGCGCACUCGGAUCCUCCUCUCCUGCGCGCCAUGUCGCAACUCGAAGCUCAAGUGUGACCGUGAGCAGCCAUGCGGGCAGUGCGCCAAAAAGGGUCGCCUGGACCUAUGCGUCUAUGCGCCAAAGCCGGAGAAGAAGAGGCCGGCGGCCAAGGGCAUGGCGGCUCGGCUCAAGAGGCUUGAGGGAAUGGUCCGAGGCAUGAUGGACGAAGAGGGCAACCUCAAGCGGCAGCCUCAGGCGGCGGGCGAGAGCACGGCGCCGCAGUUGAAGGGGCAGGUUGUCCACGGAGAGAAUGCGACGACAUAUGUGGGGGCGACUCAUUGUUUGGCGAUGCUUGAGGAUAUCGAAGACAUCAAGGCCUACUUUGAUGAUCCCGGAGACUCGGAUGACGACGCCGUGCCGGGGGAUGAGCUGGACGGGCCGGAAAUGCUGCUCUACUCGAGAGGAGUUCCGAGAGAUCGAGAAGAGCUUCUUGCCCAGCUCCCCGAAAGGAAGGUCGCGGACCGGCUCUACGUGCAAUUCUGGCAAAGCCCAAACGAAGCUUCACUCCACUGGGUAGCCCUCCUCUUCAUGGUCCUCUCCCUAGGCGUCUUCUUCAACAACUUCUCCGCCCCCGACGAAGUCGAGAGCGACUCCCCGAUACCCGUCAAGGACAGAAUCAGGCAGUACCGCUCAUGCGCCGGCUGGGCCCUGAUAUGGGGCAAAUACGCACAGCCAACCGCCAUCACGAUCCCCGCCUUCAUCCUCUACGUCGAGGCCGACUUCAUCCUCAACCGCGCGGCGCAGAUGAACUGCUACAUCCUGUCGGGCGUCUGCCUGCGGCUGAUGCUCAAGAUGGGGUUCCACCGGGAUCCCUCUCACCUGGCAAACAUCUCGCCGUUUGAAGGAGAGAUGCGGCGGAGGCAGUGGAACAUGGCUGCCCAGAUCGACCUCCUCGUCUCCUUCCACAUGGGGCUCCCGAGCAUGCUCAGCGGCAUCGAAUCAGACACGGAACUGCCCCGGAACCUGGAGGACGACGACUUUGACGAAAACUGCAAGGAGCUCCCGCCGCCACGGCCCGACACGGUCUACACCUUCAUGACCUACGCCAUCCACAAGUCCAGGCUCCUCCGGGUGUUUAGACAAAUCGCCCAGCAAGCACACUCCCUCACGCCACCAAGCUACAGCGAAGUCCUCAAGCUCGACAACCUCCUCACCGAAACCUGGAACAGCGUCCCCUCCUUCAUGUACGUCAAGCCGCUCGAGGAGUGCGUCGGCGAGGAGCCCCAUCAAAUCCUCCAGCGCUACGGCCUCGCCUCCCUCUAUCACAAGAGCCGCUGCGUCCUCCACCGCCGCUAUCUAGCCGAGGCCGUGCCCAAGCCCGAGCAUGACUACUCCCGGAACCAGUGCCUGGACGCCGCCAUGGCGCUGCUCGACUUUCAGCACGCUUCGUGGGUUGGGUGCCAACCUGGCAACGUCCUCGGCCGCUCCGGCUGGUUCAUGAGUUCCCUUGCCGUGCACGACUUUAUGCUGGCCGCCAUGAUCUUGUAUCUCAUCGUACAGAACGACAACUAUCGGGAAGACGGCACCGGCUUUGGCACGGCAGGCAGACAAAGAGAAGCGCCGACCAAGGAACAGCUGAUUGGCAUGAUCCAGAGGUCGCACUACAUUAGCUGCCGAGUCUUCAACAAGUUGACAGACCUGAGGAAGACGGCAGAUACACUGGCCGUCAUGCUGGCCAAACUUGGGAGACCCGUUGAACGAAGCUCACCCGCUUCAUCAAGCACCCCGUACCCUCCAACAUCCGGAAGGGACUCGAGCAGAUCAAUCUCCAGUCACGCAGUACCCCAAGAAGCCGUCGAAUACGCGUCUGAUUAUCCCACCAGCGGCCUCGAGGGUACUUUCUACAGCCCCAGCCCAGUACGACUAUCAGUGACUAACAUAACUGCAGGUUCAGGCUCAAGCUCCGGCCCGACACCGUACUCCCAAGGCCAAGCAGCCACCGCCGCAGCUGCUGCGGUGACCAUACCCGGCCAAAGCAAUACGUCUGCUCCAAUGGCAACCGGCAUCAAUCAAUUUGACAUGUCCUGGAUGCUGUCUGUGGAUAACGUAGACUGGAGACACCUCGAUGCUUCUAUCGGGCAGCAUGCGAUGGAUAGCUCGGGUACCAGUGCACCUCAAUCAUGGAUAGAGAGACUGCCGCUGGAUGAUGUGGACAUGAUGGCUGCUGAUAUUUGGAAUAUGCCUCCUGGGGCUGGUACUCAAUAA